AUGGCGUCUCCCCGCUGCGAGCUCUGGGUCUCGGUGCUGGAGCCUCCGCCGCCGUGGGGCCCGUGCGCGGCCCCCGGGGGCAGCUGGGAGCAGCAGCAGCGAGCAGCAGCAAAAGCUGUUGCUUGUGCUGCGCUGCUGCCAGUGUUUGCGAGGGCUUUGCAGAACAUUAGGGUUUUGGCGGAAGCAGCAGAAGAAGCAGCAAGCGACGCAGACCCUGACAACAGCAGCAGGCGCAGAGCAGCGCAGCAGCAGCAGCAGCAGCAGCACCACCGCCAGCACCGCCAGCAGCAGCAGCAGCAGCGGCAGCAGGGAGAACCCAGCCAGCACAGCAGCAGGGGCAAACAGCGAGCAGCUUCUCCAGCUGCAGCAGCCCAAGCCACGCAGGCACCAGCAGCAGCAGCAGCAGCAGAAGCAGCAGCAGCAGGGGGCAGCCCCUCAGCGAAGUCUGCUGCCAGGCACUGGGGGCCCCACAGCAGCAAAGGGGGCCCCACGCAUGCAAAGCCAAUGCAAAAGGCCAUAGAGUCGAUUUUGUGUGAAAAGAUGAAGUCUCUCUUUCAAAAGUCAAGCCAGCAGCAGCAGCAGCAGCAGCAGCAGCAGCACCUUAGCUUGAGGCAGCUGUUCGGGGGAGGCGGGGGCCCCACAGCUUUUGGGGGAGUGCAAAGCGCUGCAGGGGCUCGCAAGCGGUCUUCUCAGAUAGUAGAGCCGCAGCAGCAGCAGCAGCAGCAGCAGCGGCAGCAGCAGCAGAGGCUGGGGGUCUUUUCAUCGAAAGCACGCGCCGCAGCAGCAGCAGCUGCAGCAGCAGCAUCAGCGACGGCAGCAACAGCAGCAGCAGCAGCUGAAGAGGCCCCUCCGCCAGAGGCUGCUCCUGCUGCAGCAGAAGGGCCGGAAACAGCAGCAGCAGAUGCAGCAGCAGACGCAGCAGCAGACGCAGCUGGAGAUGCAGCAACAGCAGCAGUAGCAGCAGCAGAUGCAGCAGCAGACGCAGCAGCGGACGGUAGCUGCGACUUAAGCGAGGGAGAAUAUGCUGAUGCUGCAGAUGAGCAAUGUGCUGCUGCUGCUGCUGCUGCUGCUGCUGCUUCAGGCCGCGUUGUGUCUCUUGCUGUUACAGAGACUUUGGGCCUCCGCUUUCUUGUCGAGAGCCUCAAGCCAGCAGCAGCAGCAGCAGCAGCAGAUGCCGCAACGGAAGCUGGUGCAGAAGAUGCUGCAGCAAAGGACGCAGCAGCUGCAGCAGCAGAUCAACAGCAGCACAGCUGGCACCUUCAGACCCUCGAUUACACGGGGCUGCAGGACUCGUACCUGUCGGUGGUGAAGGCGCUGGAGCACGCCUCGAUGGAGGCGGGAGUGGAGCUGAGUCUGCGGUGGAUAGAGAGCAGCAGCCUGGAGUGCGCAGCAAACGAGGGCUUUGCUGCAGCGUGGGCUGCGCUGGCAGCAGCAGCAGCAGUGGUGUGCCCCGGGGGCUUCGGCGACCGCGGGAUCUGGGGCAAGGCGCUGAGCGCGCAGCACUGCAGAGAACAGAAAAAGCCCUACUUGGGGAUCUGCCUGGGCAUGCAAACUGCAGUGAUAGAGUUCGCGAGAAACGUUUUGGGGCUGCAUGCGGCGGACUCCGAAGAGUUCAACCCGCAGAGCCCGCACCCCGUGGUGGUGGCCAUGCCGGAGCACAACCCGGGCCACAAGGGCGGCAGCAUGCGGCUCGGAAGAAGAACUACUUGCAUUCGAAGUCCGGAGAGCCUUGCUGCUGCGCUUUACGACAAAAAAAGUGAAGUUUCCGAACGCCACCGCCACCGCUUCGAGGUCAACCCGGUGUACGUACACCGCAUGGAGCGCGCCGGGCUGCGCUUCGUCGGCCGCGACCCAAGUGGAAACCGAAUGGAAAUUGCGGAGCUUCAGAACCAUCCUUUCUUCAUUUGUUCGCAGUUUCAUCCCGAAUUCACUUCCAAGCCUCUCAAACCCAACCCCCUUUUCCUCGGACUCGUGCUUGCUGCUGCGGGCCUGCUGCAGCAGCGCCUCCAGCAAAACGGCGGCGUCCUCAGGCCCGGACACAUCUACACGCAGCAGCUGCUGCUGCAGCAGCAGCAGCAGCAGCAGCACGAGACCGACAAAAAGGAACACACAACAGACGCACACUGA
Messenger RNA from Eimeria tenella, 2127 nucleotides. RefSeq names its product CTP synthase, putative. Lineage: Eukaryota; Apicomplexa; Conoidasida; Eucoccidiorida; Eimeriidae. The transcript has 3 exons. The coding region runs from base 1 to 2127 and encodes 708 amino acids. The record is from RefSeq and is a predicted model, not a curated record. Gene Ontology annotation, biological process: CTP biosynthetic process; pyrimidine nucleobase biosynthetic process. Gene Ontology annotation, molecular function: identical protein binding; CTP synthase activity.